This is a messenger RNA of Homarus americanus (American lobster), 627 nucleotides long. Its product is annotated as C-type lectin galactose-binding isoform-like. Lineage: Eukaryota; Metazoa; Arthropoda; Malacostraca; Decapoda; Nephropidae. The record is from RefSeq and is a predicted model, not a curated record.
UCGGUGGUGGCCACUGCGGUGGCGGCUACGGUGGCUUGGUGGAUUCCACAUGGGGCAACAGCGACUACCACUACUCGUGGUGUCACGACGGAGGCAAGAAGUAUGACUGGUAUUCCGCUAACCAGUACUGCUCUAGCCUGGGCCCCGGCUGGCAAGGUGUCAGCAUCGAGACUCAUGACGAGAACUACUACAUCUCCCAGAUCAUCUCCCAACACUAUCUAGAGUACAUCUGGACGGGAGGUUUCCGCAACGGUUACCACUUCAACUGGCCAUCAAGAAAUCCUUUCAGCGGCCUCAACUGGUCCCAAACUGGCGGAAACGGUUAUCCUCAGCCCGACAACCGUGAGGACGGGAAGGAGUUCUGUCUGGCUGUGCUCAACAACUUCUACCAAGACGGCAUCAAAUGGCACGAUGUCGCCUGCCACCAUGAGAAGCCUAUCAUCUGUGAGCGAUCCCGCCGAGGUGGCCGCUACCACUGAGCUCUGCCAAUCUCUCUCUGGUUGUUCACGUGACCAAGGAUGCGCUUUUAAUCUGAAGUAAUUGAAGUUGUACUAUGCCACUUUAAUGUUAUUUCUAUACAUGUAACUUAUAUAUAAUAGACAAUAUAUAAAAUGCAUAAAAGAUUUA